AUGUCGCUGAACAAGGCGACGGGCGGUCUCGCCGGUACAGCCGCCAGGGGUGUUUCUACGACAGCCGGCACCGUCAAACAGCCCAAACAACAAAUCGACCAGACAACCAGCUCGCUGACCGGCGUCUCGCUUCCCGGAGAAUUUCCAGACGACAAGAAAAAUGCUCGGUCUCAAGAUGACGAAAUGCCCGAUGUCUCGUUCUCCUUCUCGGGGCUGGCCCAGUCGCUCAUGGACAAGUUCGAGAGCUAUGUAAAGGGCUUAAUCACACGAUUCUUCCCGGUGCAUCGGCGAGAGGCAGUUUAUAAGAAGGCCAUGUCAAGGCCCAUGGCUGCUACAUUUAUCAUCUGCCAGUUGAUAUGCUGUGGCGUGCCGCUUCUCGUGUUUCUAGCCGGUGUGCUCUUGUUCGCGGCGGUGGCCACCCUUCUCUGGGCUCUGCUCUCGUUGCUGGUUCUCGGCCCCGUACUGCUGGUGACAGGAUCGAUGGGUAUAAUGUUUUGGGGGUGGGGUUGGGCGUUUUAUUCGUUUGUGAAGUGGGUCGAUGAGAAGUUCCUUGGUGGGAUUAUCACGAACUUUUUGAUGCCAUUGUCUGCUGCCGCGGAGGAGAAGGACGAACCGGAGCAAGAUGUCCCCAAGCAUGAUUGA
Molecule: messenger RNA, 642 nt
Organism: Talaromyces proteolyticus
Lineage: Eukaryota; Fungi; Ascomycota; Eurotiomycetes; Eurotiales; Trichocomaceae
Exons: 1
Coding region: 1-642 (213 amino acids)
Source: RefSeq, a predicted model, not a curated record